Messenger RNA from Anthonomus grandis grandis, 2090 nucleotides. RefSeq names its product sodium-dependent nutrient amino acid transporter 1-like. The transcript has 12 exons. NCBI's taxonomy places the organism in Eukaryota, Metazoa, Arthropoda, Insecta, Coleoptera, Curculionidae. The record is from RefSeq and is a predicted model, not a curated record. Gene Ontology annotation, cellular component: membrane. Gene Ontology annotation, molecular function: L-amino acid transmembrane transporter activity. Bases 155 to 2062 code for a protein of 635 amino acids. Gene Ontology annotation, biological process: sodium ion transmembrane transport.
GCCUCGCUCUCUAUAAAGCGUCAGUGAUUUUCCUUCGUAAAGGUUAAAUAAUUUCCUUUAUGUAUAGACAUUAAGGAGUUGCUCAUUUUUGUGGAAAACCUAUUAUAGUAAUGUAGCAUUUUAACUUUUCCUUAUAAAUAUAAAACUUUUUAAAAUGCCAGAGGAAAACGGACAUGUUAACAAAAGUUUUGAUAAAGUGCCAGAAAACUUGGAUGAAAUAAAACCCGAUCAUAAUGGAGUUGGCGAGAUUGAGCCGCCAAGUUUUGAGGCAGUGGAUGAAAGUAUGCCCACAAGAGCCUCCUGGGACAAACCAAUCGAAUUUCUGAUGUCUUGCAUCGCAAUGAACGUGGGUCUUGGGAACAUCUGGAGAUUUCCUUUUGUGGCAUACGAAAAUGGUGGAGGCGCCUUUCUUAUACCCUACGUUAUAGUAUUGUUACUAAUGGGAAGGCCCAUGUACUACUUGGAAGCUUGCUUAGGGCAGUUCGUUAGUAGAGGAAAUGUGAAGAUGUUUGAAAAUUUAGCUCCCGCUUUAAAAGGUAUCGGAUUUGGGCAGUUAACAGGCACAGUUUGUGUGGCAACUUAUUACUGCUAUCUCAUGGCAAUAACUUUGUUUUACUUAGCUAAUUCGUUUACGUCAGAUUUGCCGUGGGCAGUAUGUCGGUCAGAAUGGGAAACUGUUGACUGGGUAAAGAAUCAAAAUGUUUCCUGCAUUCCGUCAAAUUCUGAAGUAGCAGUUAAUACGUCAAAUAUGGGUGUGGAAAUGAGUUCUGCUGAAUUAUUUUUUAGGAUCAACGUGUUAAAAGAAUCCUCGGACAUUUCGAAUGGCUUAGGAGCCCCAGACUGGCAACUAACGUUGUGCCUCUUAGGUUCCUGGAUAGUUACAUUCGCAGUCGGUGCCAGAGGUAUCCAAAGUUCCGGAAAAGCCUCAUAUUUCUUAGCAAUAUUUCCGUACGUCGUACUUUUCGCUUUACUAAUUAGGUCUGUUACUCUUGAUGGAUCAGGCACGGGAAUUUUAUACUUUAUCAAUCCCAAGUGGGAUAUGUUAUUAAACGCUAAGGUAUGGUAUAAUGCUGUUACGCAAUGUUUCUUUUCUCUCAAUAUAGGAUUUGGAUCAAUUUCAAUGUACGCUUCUUACAGUGGUUUCAGACAUAACGUUUACAGAGAUGCAAUGAUUGUUACCACAUUAGACACUUGCACCUCAAUUCUGGCAGGAACGAUAAUCUUUGGAAUAUUAGGAAACUUAGCGCUUAAAAUGAAUGUUGAGGUGUCCGAUGUAGUAAAGUCCGGAGGAACUGGGCUUGCAUUUAUUUCGUAUCCUGAGGCUAUUGCCAAAUUUGAAGCAGUCCCAUGGCUUUUUUCAAUUUUAUUCUUCGUUAUGUUAUUUGUGUUAGGAGUAGGAAGCUUAAUAGCCUUACAGGGGUGUGCUUUCACAGUUAUUAUGGAUGCUUUCCCGCAUUUAAAAAUUUGGCAUGUCUCUUUAGGGACUGCUGUUGGAGGAUUCAUCGUUGGACUGGUUUAUGUUACUCCAGGUGGUCAAUGGAUAUUUACGAUGGUCGAUUUUUAUUGCGGUACAUUUAUUUUUUAUAUAAUGAAUAUUUUGUCUAUAAUUGCCAUAGUAUGGUGGUACGGUUUGGAAAAUUUGUGCCUUGAUAUUGAAUUUAUGACCAAAAACAAGCCUGGAGUUUACUGGAGGAUCUGUUGGCUUAUUCUUGUGCCGAUCGUACUUAUUCUUGUUUUGAUCUAUUUUUUGGUCACUUUCGAGGCGCUUACAUAUGAGAAAAAAGAGUUUCCUGCAAAUAUUAUUGUGUGGGGUUGGAUUUUACUAGGAUUCGGAAUUUGCCAGCCGCUCAUAUGGUUUAUUUUUCAUUAUUUUGUAAUCAGAAAGGAUUUUGAAUCGAGCAAAUUGGCCAUCUCGUCGAUGUUUAAACAUACAGACUGGGGACCAAAAGACGCAAUCCGUCACAGAAAAUGGACCGAAUUUAAAACUCUAAAAAAAGCAGAUAGAAAAAUGAAAUUAAGAAACAGAUUUAAGGAUAAACUUUGUAUUUUAAUAGGAAAAUAAAAAUGUUAAAAUAAUUUAAAUAUGAAAA